GCUCAGUGCUGCCUAAGCCUGCAGAACAAGGGGAGGGAGGGGCUGUGAAGGCCGGGUGAUUUGAGAGGAGGUGGGGGAUGGGAAGGUUUACAGCAGGGCAAGAAGCCUGGGAACCUUGGAGCAGUGGAAGGCUAGAGCAAGCUGCUGGACUAAAGACCUUCCUUGUGAAGGAGUGUCAAGGCCUGCCAGACAGCACCUGCUCCUGAAUCUCAGAACCCAGAAGAUCUCAUAAAGUCUCUACAGAAUGCUCCAGAAACCUCCCCACCAAUUCCCUGGGUGGACCUGCUGCUUUGGAAGAGGAGACAGCCCAGAUGGACCAGGUUUUCUGUAGAGAAUCACAGAGGUUGUGGGGUUCUGGAGUUUUCUCUGGCCCAGGGGCCCCAAGACAGGGUGGAGCAGCCACACCUGCCUGAAGUUCUGAGGAAGAGGGCGGAAACAGACAGCUCCCGCCCUCACUUUCUCUCCCCACAAUUGUGAUAGGCUCUACUGGGUAUUGUGUGCCUGCCGCACUGGCUCACUUCCCCAAAUAGGCAGCAGUGUUUUUUAGAGCCUGGCCUCAAACCUUGGUAGGUCAGGUGGUAUGCCUGGGAACAGUGUGGGUCCUGACCUUAGAUUCCCGGGUGACGUUGACAUUGCAACUGGAUGGCGCCAUGGCCUCUUACGUUCCUGUUGUUCCUGCUGCUGCUACUAUGGCUACAGGGCUGUGACUCAGGGAGAAGGUUCUCAAAACCCUGGGCUGAGCUGAGGUUCCUCCAGUGAGAAACUGUACAGGAAAGUGCAACGUCGUGAAGGGGAGACUCUGUCUGUGCAGUGCUCCUACAAGAACCGCCGGAACCUCGUCGAGGCCAAGUCUUGGUGCAAAGUCAAGAGGAAGAAGUGCGAGCACAGCUUCACCCGGAGCUGGGUGAGGGGUCCGAGCUACUCUAUGCGGGAUGAUACCAAGGCCAAAGUAGUCCGCAUCACCAUGGAGGCUCUCAGAGUCCAGGACUCCGGGCGAUAUUGGUGUAUGCGGAACACGGCUGGUAAUCUCUACCCCUUGGUGGGUUUCCAGCUGGAAGUGUAUCCAGCCCUCACAACGGAGAGAAACGUUCCUCCCACACAUCUUACCAAUACCCUCAAGGAUGGAUUUGCUAACACUCCCAUGGAUGAAUUUGUCACAACCAGCCAAGUCCACAUGUCAGACACUGGUGACCCUUUCACAACUAAUGUGACGGUGUUCUCAUCUGGACUCCACACCUUGGCCUCAGGGACCACGGCGCCAACCCCUGUGACACGCUACAGUUUCGCCGAUACCAGCGGUACUAUUACAGAGACUGAGAGGAGCACAGAGUCCCAGCCGGCAACUGUGUCUCCUAGCCAUACAAGACCCUUCUUGGCUGAUUCAGUAACCACCUCCACCAUGACCAGACACCAGAGUAGCAGUUUGUCUACCACGGGGACGUGCCACCAGUUAACCCCCAACAGAUCCCAGGAGACUCACAGACCUGUGAUGGUGGUGGUGCUGACAUUUCUUCCAGCACCUAUGCUGCUGGUCGUGGCCUAUGGGUUUUGGAAGAAGAGACACAUGGGAAGAUACAACUUGGACAGCAACUAUGCUAAAUCCUGGCUACACCUUCCUGAAGGACCAGAGACACUCUGGAAGCCUGCUUGCUCUAAGAUAACUCAGUGAGCUCGGAAUCUGUUUCCAGUGGGCUCAGAAGGCUGAAAGAGGACCAAAGACGAGGCAAUGGCCCUGGGGCAGGAGGACAGUGGAGCUACCUUCCCUUUACCAUGGUCACUAUGUCCUCAGCUCCCUCUGUUCACUUCAAACACCUCUUACGUUUGGAGACAAGAAUCAGGUCUCAGGAGACCCCCCCGGAGCAGCCAGUGUUUCUAGAGUCCUGUUCUGGAUGAGAAGAAACAAAGACUAAGACCUGGGCCACAGAAGAAUUGGUAGCAGAGCUGAUCAAGACCACAUGUCUUCUGAUGUUCCCUGACUGUGACUGCUGGUCCCUUCUGACCUGGGAGCCUACAGGUCACACUUGUUUCUACUUGUUUCCUGCCUGCCAUCCCUUUCAGGACCAUGACAGUCUUCAGCUACAAGGGCCAUCCUCUCUCUCCCAAGAUCAAGGCAAAGCCUGGGUUUCCCCACUCGAGUUCCUGCUCCAUGUUUCAACGAUGAGCUCAUGGGGGAGACUGAGGGCAGAGACUCAACCAUGGGUGUUUAGCCUCAUCUAGAGGGCACCAUUCUCAAGACACUGGGGUUGGCCAUGGACUAAAGCAAGGCCACUUCUGAGAAAAGAGCUCAUGGAGCUGCCCUGCUUAAAACAGCAGGAGAGAUAGAAGUGGAGCAGGAAAGUGACAAAUCAGAUUCCAGGACAGAAAGAUAGGAAGACACAUGGACACAUGGGUGCAUGGACACACAGACACACAGACACACACACACACACACACACACACACACACACACACACAAAGACACACACAUACGCGCGCGCGCGCGCGCGCACACACACACACACACCCACCCAUGCACAGUGUGUGUGUGCGGUGGUGGGGAGAGGGGUUGGGGUGGGGGAGGAGAAGAGAGAAGAGAGCCCAAAUGGCUCAGACUUGCCCUCUAUUUAGAUCAUUGGUCCAGAGUAGAGCAGGGCUGCGGGCUGUGGGCUGAACUGCCCCGUAGCAGGGAUGCUCACUUGUCCAUGGAGCAUAGAAAGGUCCCUGGAGCCAAGCGAAACAUCUACACUCUCAGCCCUGAGUCAGGGACAUCCUGACAGCAAACAUCACCCUUAGGUGGGUGACACAGCUGGGGGUGUGCUCCAGGAUGGCUUUGAGGUGAGAGGAAGGGCCGAAGGUGUAAAGUCAGGAGACAGAAAGGGAUACGCACAAACGCACGCAUGCACGCACGCACGCACACCUCUGACUAGCAAACAUCUGUAUAGAGCCACCACCCUAGUGGGUAACAAGGAAGGAUUAACUCACACUGCCUCUAAAGUCCCACCCCUAUUCUGGUCCUGAACCUCCAUUGUCCCUUCAUAGUCCCUGACAGCCAUUUCAUGAACAGGUGAUAGAGAGGUCGGGCACAAGGACCAGUGGUGCCCGUGUGACCCUGACCAAGCCACUAACCCUGUCUGGACCUCGGUUCCCUCUCCUAUGAAAGGGGACAAUAAUUCCUGCCUCAAAAGACUGACUGGAGACACAAUGACUGACAUAAGCACUAUGUGAGCUGCAAGCGUCUCCUGGAGAUGCUUCCCUGAAGUUCUUUCCUGUCCUGAUGCUCAUUAGGCACAGUUGAGUGUUCCUCCUGCUGCUAUGACUAACACUCUCUGACAAGGGGCUGCAAAGACAGCCCUUGCUUAACAUGCUCAUGGCUCCUGCCAGGGCCCAGGGUCAAUUUCCUGGGAACUCAUUCCGUAACUCCAGUUCCAGGGCAUUGUGAUGUCCCUUUCUGGCCUCCUUGGGCACCUCAUACACACGGUGCAUAUAAACCAUUACAGGUACACAGUAUACACAUAUAAACCAUUACAGGUACAUACACAUACACAUAUAAACCAUUACAGGUACACAUGUAUACACAUAUAAACCAUUACAGGUACACAUAUAUACACAUACAAUUACAGGUACACACAUAUACACAAAUAAACCAAUACAAGUACACACAUGUACACAUAUAAACCAUUACAGGUACACACAUGUACACAUAUAAACCAUUACAGGUACACACGCGUACACAUAUAAAUCACUACAGGUACACAUGUAUACACAUAUAAAUGAUUACAGCUAUGCUGUGGAUAGCCCUGGUGCUGUUUGUAUUUUGAUGCUAAUUCCACUUCCCAGGAGGGGCUGCCUGGGAUGAGGAGUGAAUCACAUACUCAGGUGACUUCCUGUGAACCUUCCCCUAAUGAAUAAAGAUUUCUACCAACCAA
Rattus norvegicus (Norway rat) is the source of this 3905-nucleotide messenger RNA. RefSeq names its product triggering receptor expressed on myeloid cells-like 2 (gene Treml2). Lineage: Eukaryota; Metazoa; Chordata; Mammalia; Rodentia; Muridae. Gene Ontology annotation, cellular component: plasma membrane. The record is from RefSeq and is a predicted model, not a curated record.